AUGCUAGCCGGCCUGGAGUGUACUACCGGCUAUCUCGAUGACGUCAUCGUCGGCGGUAAGACAAAGGAAGAACACUAUCGCAACCUGUGGGUCGCCUUGAAGCGAAUCCAAGAGUUCGACUUCACCAUUCGAGAGGAGAAGUGCACGUUUCGGAAGCAGCAAGUGCAGUACGUCGGGCAUGUCGUGGACAGUCGCGGGCUCCGUCCGGAUCCAUCCAACAUCGAGGCGAUCACCAAGCUUCCAUCUCCCACCGACGUUCCCGGAGUGCAGUCCUUCCUGGGGGCCAUAAAACAUUACGGCAAGUUCGUCUCCAACAUGCGCAAGCUACGAUAUCCGCUCGACAAUCUCCUCAAAGCAGAAGUUCAAGUGGACUCCGGAGUGCCAUUUGGCAACGCGGACCUGCUUUCCCGGUUGAUCAACCAGCACGUGAAGCCCGACGAGAAUUACGUUAUCGUUAGCGUCAACCUGGAAGAGGAUCUCAGGUCAGUUAUUUCUAGUUACCGUAAAAUGUUGCCUCUCCAUUUUGCAGCCGUCGCGCAAAGCACACAAGCAGACCCACUACUCCGCCGAGUCUACCACUACGUCCAAAACGGUUGGCCCCAGCCAAACUGGCCGGGCCCGAUCUCGCAAUGGUUCCAAUCCAGGCAGGAAUCGCUCUCCGUGGUAGAUGGGUGCCUCAUGUUUGCGAAACGGCUCGUCAUCCCGUCGCUGCAUCGUAAGCGCUGCUUGGAACAGUUCCAUCGCGGCCAUCCCGGAAUGCAGCGAAUGGAGGCCCUCGCUCGAAGCUACGCCUACUGCCCCAGCAUGGACACCGACAUCAUCGACUUCGUCCGAGCAUGCCAGCAGUGUGCGUCCGCAGCAAGAUCACCUCCUCACUCUCUGCCGGUGCCGUGGCCCAAGCCGACCGCUCCGUGGCAGCGCUUCCACGUCGACUACGCCGGUCCGGUCGAAGGCAAGUACUACCUCCUCGCAGUUCUCCAAAUGGCCGGAGAUCGUCCAGACAACCCGUGUCACCUCAGCGGUGACAGUUUCUAUUCUCCGUGA
Aedes albopictus (Asian tiger mosquito) is the source of this 1044-nucleotide messenger RNA. RefSeq lists its product as uncharacterized. Bases 1 to 1044 code for a protein of 347 amino acids. The record is from RefSeq and is a predicted model, not a curated record. The transcript is spliced from 2 exons. NCBI's taxonomy places the organism in Eukaryota, Metazoa, Arthropoda, Insecta, Diptera, Culicidae.